AUGAAAUGGGCGAUUCACAUAAUUCUAUGCUUCCGAUUCAACUUUUUGGUAAAUGCCGACGAAAAUGAAGGAAAACGUGAGAUCACUUUGGAGCAAAAUCAUGUAAUUCACGAACAUUGAGAAAAAUUACAAUUUUUACGAAUUUACAGCCAAUUUUCCGGAUCUCAGCUUCACUAAAGGUCCCAUGUAAUGAAUCAAUGUGCACCGGACCAUUAGCCGAAAUUUAUUGCCACGGACCCAUUCUGAUGAACGCGUGGCAAUUUGGCCUACAGAAAACGUGUCCUGGAGACAGGUUAUUGAUUCCAGCUGAGGAUGUGUACGCGAAUUUUAAAAAGUCGGUUGAUUUUACUUGAACAAAUGUAUAGAAAGACGAUUUUUCAGAUUGAAGUAUCCAAUUUUGAGAGAUGAUUUUGAAGCAUUUUGUAAAGAAAAUUUUGAGGAGAGGGGUUAUUUACAAAUUGCCGAUUUGAAAGAUUGGACGGCCGACCCAAAAUUUCUUGAGCAAAUAGCGAACGUGAAUCACCGGCAAGUUUAAUCGAUCAAUAUCAUGUUUUGUUUCUAAAUCAGGCUUCAGAAAGUUGUCGAAGGAGCUUCACGACCGAUGGAAGAGAUUGGCACGUGUAUUCACGCAAGAUGUGCUACAAAACCCCGACAUGUACCCACUAAUACCAGUUGACAAGCCGUUUAUCGUGCCCGGCGGACGAUUUGAUGUUUAUUUCUAUUGGGACACGUAUUGGAUAGUCAAAGGAUUACUGGUCUCGGAAAUGUUCGACACUGUCAGAGGGAUCAUUGAUAAUUUUUCGAGUUUGGUGGAUAAACUCGGGUACAUUCCGAAUUCCGGAAAUAUUCAGUGAGUGUUUUAGUUUUGUCGUGAAAACAUGAUCUUAUGAGCUCUUUGAAACUCAAAAUUGCACGCUAUGUUCUGAAAAACACACUAUGAACACAUGCUUCAUAGAAACACACAUAAUAUAUGUUUUGUAGACUUACCCGCCGCUCACAACCACCUCUGUUUGGUCAUAUGAUUUGGGAAUAUACUAAAUCUACCAGGAAAUACAAUGCUGAAUGGUUGCCAAGAAUGAAGAAAGAAGUUGAGUUCUGGGAGAAGAAUCGGACGAUAUCGAUAGGUAACUACAACAUGUUUGUGUACAAAGUAGGAGCUUUUUUCUGCCAUUUACAUACGUUUUUCCAUUAGUAGACAGCUACAAACUGUCCCAGACCGGAAAACUUUCUGGCUGAUUACAACCUCGGAAUCCAGACAUCAGACCCCGCUACAGUUUGGCGGUCAAUCUCAUCUGCAUGUGAAAGUGGUUGGGAUUUCAGUUCUCGGUGGAUGCAUCAUGAUAAUUCUUCCGGUUAGUUUGACUUUUUUUUUAAUUCCAAUGUUUGAGACGUUUAAUAUUUCAGCUGAUCUAUCAAGUUUGCAUACUGACAAAAUUGUGCCAGUUGAUUUGAAUGUGAUAAUUGCUAACAACUAUCGGUACUUGGCGGCUUAUUACGAUUACUUUGGCCGUUUUGAGUAUGAUUCACACUGUUCCUUCAAAAUGUUAUAGUCAAUUUCAGUGAAUCAGCAAUAUACAGGGAAAAGUUUGAGAAACUCUCCGAAGCAAUUGGUUCUGUACUAUGGGAUGAACAACAAGGUGCUUGGUUUGACUAUGAUUUACUGGCCAAGAGAAAAAAGUGAGUUUGAACUUGAAUACCGAUCACAAAAACAUCAUUUUCCAGUCUGAAUUUCUACCCAUCCAAUCUCUACCCCUUGAUGAUACCUGGAUUUGAGAAGUACUCCUCAAAAGUGGAAAACUACGUGAGAAACUGUGGAGCACUGGAUUUUCACGGAGGCAUUCCAUCAAGUCUCCCCGCUCAGUCGACUCAACAGUGGGAUUUUCCGAAUGUUUGGGCUCCAAACCAACAUUUCGUUGUGAACAGUUUCUUAUCCUCUAAUAGCAGUUAUUUGCAACAAGUGAGUUGUUAUUCGGAAGAUCUAUAUUAGUAAAAUAAUUAUUUUUAGAAAGCCCGUGAGCAAGCUCUUAUGUUUAUCGAAUCCGUUUUCAAUGGAUUAUACAAUCCCAUAGAUGGAAAUGAAGGAGGAAUUUGGGAGAAAUAUGAUGCCAGAACUACAGCCGGUCGGCCUGGAUCUGGAGGAGAAUACUCGGUAUACUGUUCUCGUGGAACUAUUGCUGAAAAGUGCAAUUAUUUCAGGUGCAAGAAGGGUUUGGCUGGACCAAUGGAGCUGUUCUAGACCUCAUCUGGGCGUUUAGAACUCAUGGCCGUAACGAUAACAGUGGAACGGAAGAAUUGACGCUGAAUAACAGUCAACACGCUACAAUUGUCUACGUCGCCAUCUCAUUUUGUGCUCUUGUUGCUAUUAUAGUUCUACUGAAGGGAAUAAUCUGUUCAACUCGAAGAUAUGAAGAGUUGAUUGACGAUAGGGAUGCAGAGGAAAGGUUGAUUGAAAGUAAUAAUGAUUAUGACGUGUGACUUUUCUUUUUUUACUUGUUGAGACUGAUGUAUAUUGCUAUUAAGAUUGUAUGAGUGAAAAUUAUUAAAACGUGACAUACUUGCCAAUGUUUCCAAUCAAUUCCAGCUCAGAUCAAUGUUACCGCAAAAUUAGGAGUUUCGUCGCAACCAAUAGUCUUUUUUCAAGAUUACAGAUGUUAUAACGUUCUUCGAAAAUCAACUGUAAAUUCCGACAUUACCCAUUCUUUGUGCACUGUUAAUACAUCGAUUUAAUACAGUUUGUUUAGACAUGGUGAAAAUGUGAAGAACUCUUAAAUAGAAGGAGAUCGAGCAAAACAGUCAACUGCAAUUUUUGAAAACAUAAAAUUAUCACCAAUCUGGAAGUUGGCAACAUUUCGACAUAUCUGCUGGCUAAGGAGAUACAGGCCAGAAAAACACUUUAGCGACAUCAUAACUGUCGAUCACAAAUAUUCAAAGUCCCGCUAUAUCCUCGUUUACAGACCACCAGAUACCUUGCCCGAACAAACUAGCUUCCUCGUCCAGAACAUUAUCGAACUCAUUAGCUCUCGAGCCAAGGACACUUUCGUAAUCGGCGAUUUCAGUAUGGCAGGGGUACAUUGGAAUUCGACCGAUAACCGAGGAAUCCAUCCAGACUUUGCUAGAGACUCAAAUUGUGAAUUUCCCCACGCGAACUGCCGCAUCCGGUAAAUCCAAUUUUCUAGAUAUUUUACUGACCGAUUCGCCCGACAUCUGUCUUCACUGCGAGAAAAGAAGGCCUUCGACUACAACUCUUUCAGUCGAAUAAGAGAAGUUUGCAGGAAUCUCGGCAAAAGCAAAUAUGCUGCAUUGCACAAAUUCAGGGUUAUUCGGCAAAAUGGACAGCUUGCGAUCAGUGUCCGGGCUACUCGAGAGUCAAGAGCGAAUGUUGUAAGGGAUCAGGAGAUCCAGAAACCACAGGUAACCGACCCGUCUCCCAGAGAUCAAUUUUCAAUCGAGAGGGAUCGUACCUCGCCCUCUCUCACCCAGCAAGCCUUUCUCGGGCACGGACUUGGCCCUUUCACCCUUCGAUCUCAUCCCCUACAAUCUGAUCACAUUCCAGAGCGCCUUCGACUUCUAACUCGCCCACAGCGCCGCAUUCCGAUCCAGCAGCACCCUCAGAGCAACAGUUUCAUGAGAACUGGAGGAAAAGUAAGUUUGUCGUGUGUUUCAUUGACGAUUUAUUACUGUACUUGUUGUGUCCAUUCAAUUAGGAUCAACUGGUUGCCUUCCGUUUAGGUCAAACUUUGUACAAAACUGUACGACUGCUGCAUGUAGAGUAAUGUCGACGGGAUUGCAAGAAGAAAAAGAAGUUGUGAGAUGUCCACACUGACUGAAGGUGGCGAAUGUGAGUUUAUUUAUUCUCUCAAAAAGAGUGAUUCAUCUAUCAAGUAUUGUGACGUUUGCAUUCCAGCUCUAGUUAGUCCCGAAAAACACAUCGCCACAUUUUUAUUUCGUGUCCAGGUGCAUUCCUCGAAAAAAUAGCGCAUGAAACUAAAAAUCAAUAACCGUUCGGGCGCCGCGACCGCUAAAAACAGGGCGCUAACGACACUCCGUUCCCCCUUCCUCAGUUAGUCAGCCCGCACCAUUUCACAUAUUUUACUGCUUCUUGACGCAAUUUCUCAGUUUACUUCUUCGAAUAUGGUAAUUUCCAUUCAUAUUUUUUCAGAAACCAUAAAAGUACAUUUUUACCGACCUGUGACACCGUGUUACAAAAGUUUCUUCUCAAAUCGAAUUUGGCUGUCUGUGUUCUUUCGUAAGUACCAUUUUUGUUGGUGGUGAUCGGCGAAAGCAGUGGACGCAGACAGUCAAAACAUAAUAAGGCCCGCUUGUUUAUAGUAGCCCGCUUCGGGUUUUUACACAAGAGUUUCAAAAAAAGUGAAAAAAUUGUUUGUUUACAGGAUCUCAAUAUCGAAUUGGAUCGUGCGAAAGAGCAGAUCGAGGAAAUGAUGAAUACGCUCACAAAGAAAAAACAAGAGUUGAGCAGCAGCGAGCGCGAAGCUACGUCUUUGAGAUUUGCGUUGAAUAACACGGAGCGGCAGCUUGGACAAAUGCAGGACAACUUCCGGACGGAAAAAAACUCGACCAUGAGAUACAUCUACGAACUCCGCCGAUUGAACAAUGAAAUGAAGGUUCUUCAAAAAGAGCGAGAUGACGCGGUGCUUCUCGUAGACCAGACCAAGAAAGCUGGAGAUGGAGAGAAGAUCAUCAAACUCACUCAGCAAGUGGAACAACUGGCUGCUCAGCUGGAAAACCAGAGAAUUCACACGUUUUUCCAAGCUCAAGAGAUCGAGAAGAAGAAGGCUGACGCAGUUGAGAUGGAGAAAGAGCUUGGAAUGUUCCAGGGCAGAGCUCUAACAGCGGAGUAUGCCUAUACCACGGCCGUGGCUCAGAUUGCUCAACACCAAGGACAACUUUCCAUGCUCCGCCAGCAGCUCGAAAACAGCCACCACCACGCUAUUGGCAACCAGCUGGAGAUACAGCAGAAGAACGCUCUGAUUGAUGCUGCGGCCAAGGAGCGAGAAAGCGCAAGAACUAAUUGUGAUGAGCUGACGCUGUACAAGCUCGAGUCCGAGCACCUCCGAAGCGAGCUCGAAGAGGCAAGACGACAAAAGGAGGAGAUGAGCCGGGCAAUGUUGAUGCUCGAAGCGGACCGAGCGCGGCUGGUCUCUCAGCUCAAUUGCAGAAAGGAGACAAAGAAGACGACGAAGAACAGCAAAGAGGGAUCGCAGUGGGACGAAGGAGAAGAAGAAGACGAUGAUUCGAUGAUGGCUUCGGAGAAUAACGUGAGUCUACCUUUUCAUUGCCUGCGGGCGUCGUUAUCAGACUGAAGCCGACUUAUUUUGAUUAUCACUUGACAGUUGUUGUACCUGAAACUGUGUUUUUCAAGUUAACAAGUUCUCUCGAAGCUUCUGAGCAGAAACAUGGAAAAAAAUAACUUUUCUGAUACACUAUUGGUUUGAUAAAUGAAAGUUUAAGACGUGUGCCCCUGAACACGCUACAAAUUACUAUUUUCAUUGCAGACUGAGAGCGCUUUCGGGAGACAAAUUUGGCACUCCUGA
Caenorhabditis sp. 36 PRJEB53466 is the source of this 5552-nucleotide messenger RNA. NCBI's taxonomy places the organism in Eukaryota, Metazoa, Nematoda, Chromadorea, Rhabditida, Rhabditidae. The record is from the annotation of a GenBank genome assembly.